Sclerotinia sclerotiorum 1980 UF-70 is the source of this 258-nucleotide messenger RNA. RefSeq lists its product with no specific name. The transcript has a single exon. Bases 1 to 258 code for a protein of 85 amino acids. The record is from RefSeq and is a predicted model, not a curated record. Lineage: Eukaryota; Fungi; Ascomycota; Leotiomycetes; Helotiales; Sclerotiniaceae.
AUGUCUCCAUUUCUCCACCAAACUCCUCCAUCUUUCCGCGUUUCACCAACAAGGGCAAUCGGAAAAACUAGCCAACUAUGUACGGAGUACAUCAGGGUCAACAUGAGGGUUCAACGCAGCAAAUGGAAUGGUAUCUGUCAAAAUCAUGCCUCGUUGCCUUCCUUCGUUUUUCCUCCUUUCAUGCUUUUUCCGCCGUUCGCAUCGGUUAAAUACGCAGCGAGAUAUGGUAACAUUCGUCUGCAUUUUGGUCUCACAUGA